ACAAUAAACGAAAUUUAUUAAAUUGUAAAAAAAAAGAAAAGAAGAAAUUAACAAGAUCAAUGAUAGAUCGUUAGAUACUGUACUACUGAUUGUACUAUUUCGUACUUGUUAUGUUUAACGUUGACAAUCUAAUCGGAUUCAUAAAGAUAAAAUCAAACUUUUACUGCGAAACGAUAUCAGAUCAACAUAACCGUUUUACCUUCUUUUUUUUUUCUAUCCGCUAACGGCGUGUAUCGUUAUCAUAGUGCAGAUAAGUCACAUUGAGAUUCUAGUCGAUUAAGUCGUAUCACCUUCGUAUUCGUCAUCUGUUGGAAGAAUUAAAAAUAUAUGCCGGCGAGCAUGAACCUUUGAGAUUUUUCUCGAGAAAGAGAAACAUAAAUAAACUUUCGUGUUUUUUUCGUAUCGUAAUUAUAUUUUUUAUCGCGAAAAUGAGAAAUCUGUUGAAAUCGUUGUUAUUUCUGAUUUUCCUUUGUCGCGAGUGGAGAGAGAUCGAGAACGUGAAAACGAAGAUACUAAGAUUGUGCAUAUCUCAAAACACAUGCGAGAAUUGUCUGCAGGCCAGUUCCUCUUGUGCUUGGUGCAGCGAUUGGUUUUACUCAAACUCAACGAUUGGAAGACCACGAUGCAACGUACCAGAGAGAUUGAAGGAAUUCGGUUGUUCGCCAGAAAAGAUCCAUACAACUCCACUCGAAUCAAUGACUUUACUUGAGGACUCGGAUUUUCAAGACAUGGAAGCUGACCGUACACCGAUACAGUUACGCCCCCAAAGAGUAAACAUUAGAAUUCCGCCAUAUUCCAAGAUGACGAUCCCAAUUCGUUAUCGACUGGCCAAAAAUUAUCCACUAGACUUGUAUUACCUUAUGGACUUGACGUGGUCUAUGAAGGAUGAUAAAGAGACUCUGGUCAGUUUGGGAGGAGAUAUGAGUCGAAGAAUUGGCAAAUUUACCAAUAAAUAUCGUCUAGGUUUUGGUAGCUACGCCGAUAAACCUGUGAUGCCGUACAUUCUUCCAGGACACGAGAAAAAUCCUUGCGUGGGCGAGCACGCUAUUUGCUCUCCUAUUUAUUCGUAUUGGCAUCAUUUAAGGUUAACCGACGACAUUCAACAAUUCAUCACCAAAGUAAAUAAUAGCUUGGUGACAGGGAACGCAGACAAUUUGGAAGGAGCAUUGGAUGGAAUCGUACAAACGAUCGUUUGCACUAAACAAGUUGGUUGGGAACAUCAGGCACGAAAAAUUAUUCUGGUUGUCACGGAUGGACAUUUACAUUUCGCUGGUGAUGGAAAGCUAGGCGGUAUUGUAAAACGCCAGGAUUUCGAGUGUCAUCUCGACGAACAUCAACAGUACUUUUUAGCCUCAAAAUUUGAUUAUGCCUCAUUGGCAGAAUUGUCAAGGUUGUUACAAGAGCACAAAAUUAAUUUGAUAUUUGCUGUGACGAGAGAUUUGCUCGAUGAAUACGAAGAGACUGUCAAGUUAUUGAGGGAAAAGGCGAGGGUGGCAAUCUUGACAAGUGACAGUUCGAACAUUUUGGAUAUCAUUGAGAGCUCAUAUCACCAAAUUACAUCCAAAGUGAUUUUAAAAGAUAAUUCAUCGAACCCAUUGAAAAUGAAAUAUUUUUCAAAUUGCGGCAAGGGAAAUGUUUCGGAAUGGAACAUUGCCGAAUGCGAUGGUAUAGAGAACGGGAAGGUAUACGAUUUCCAGGUUGUUCUGUCUUUCGAUGAAUGUCCAAAAGAUGAGAAUCUAUGGAAACAAACAGUUGUAAUCGAGGAUGCAUUAGCUUCUGAAGCAUCAAAAAUAAUAAUUGACAUUGAACUUUUUUGCGGUUGCAAUUAUUGUAAAAAUACUGAAAAUUCUUAUUGCCAACACGGAACGAACGAAUGCGGCUUAUGCGAAUGUGACGUUGGUUGGUCCGGCGAAAUAUGCGAUUGUGACGAGACUUCAUCGGUGAAUAAUAUACAACAAUGCAUUGAACGUGAUUCGACCAAAAUAUGUCAUGAGAGGGGGGAAUGCGUUUGUGGAAAAUGCCUCUGCGAUGAAGGAUACAAAGGAAAAUUUUGCGAAUGUUCUGUAUGCGAUAAGAUAGAUGGAAUCGAAUGCUCGAAUAAGGGCACUUGCCAGUGUGGUAUUUGCCAAUGCAUAGACGGUUGGAAAGGAAACGCUUGUCAAUGUCCAUCAACCGACGAUCCUUGUAUCGCGCCGGGAAGUCAAGAAGUUUGCUUCGGUAACGGAUACUGCGAUUGCGGAGAAUGUCGAUGUAAUGCCACCGCUACAGAUACAUUCAAAUAUCGGGGUACUUACUGCGAGUCAUCGAUAAGCAGCGGUGGCAGUGGCCUCUGCGUUCUUUACGAUGCAUGCGUAAAUGCCACGGUUGAAAAUCCAGAUAAAGCAGACGAAUUUUGUCGGGCGAAUAACAUCACUUAUAAUAUUGAAAGAGUAAAAUCUGUCGAUAAAGGAAAUGAACAUUAUUGUUUCGUGAAAUCGGUGAAAGAAAAAACGACUUGUUCUAUAAGUUACAUAUAUGAAUUUAAAAAAAAUAACAUAGUUAUUUUGAAAAUUGAAAAUAAGCUAUGCAAUACUUCGAAUACAGCAGUUAUUGGAUCUGUAAUUACUAUUGCAACAUUAUGUUUCGGAUUUAUUUUGCUACUAAUUUGGAAAUUUUGGAUUUCUAUAAAAGAUAAAAAAGAAUAUGAGAAGUUUAAAAUAGAGCAAGAAAAAUAUACUAGAUUGUAUCAAAAUCCUUUAUUUAAACCUGCCACGAGUUAUUAUCAAGUUCCAUCAAGAUUGAAAGAAAACUAAAAGUGUAAACACAUUCUCGAUUAAUUUGAUUCAUUUUGAUCUAAAGAAUUACUGGAAUAAGUGGCACUUUGAUCAGAUAUGUCAGUCCAAAAAUGAUUUCCAGCGAAAAACGUAAUGGACUGCAACAUAUGAAUUUUUUUAAUUUAAAUAUGAAUUAUUAAUAUUUUUUUUAUUUUUUAUCAUUAAAUAUCGAUAUGCUUAAUUUAAUAAUCAACAAAUUUUUUUACAUCUGUUGAUAAGUCUUCGACUAUCCAUGCGAAUCCAAGAGGUUCUCUGUAAAUAAUAUUCAUAGAUGGUAUGUUAUCAUGCCAUAUGGCUUUAAUGGAGGAUUUAUCGGGAAAUAUGUACGUUCCUAGACCAUUCAUUAUUCCAUUUGAAUCAAUUUUACCUUGAUAUUGAGCAUCGUUGUUAUAUCUUAAAUAACAAAUUUUACAUCAUUUUAAUUAUUUUUAUAGAUAAUCAUUAAAUAAAUUUUAUUACUUAAUAUGAAUAUCAGCA
Apis dorsata (giant honeybee) is the source of this 3290-nucleotide messenger RNA. Its product is annotated as integrin beta-nu-like. Gene Ontology annotation, cellular component: cell surface; focal adhesion; integrin complex. The transcript has 12 exons. The record is from RefSeq and is a predicted model, not a curated record. Gene Ontology annotation, biological process: cell migration; cell-matrix adhesion; integrin-mediated signaling pathway. Gene Ontology annotation, molecular function: integrin binding. Lineage: Eukaryota; Metazoa; Arthropoda; Insecta; Hymenoptera; Apidae. The coding region runs from base 429 to 2792 and encodes 787 amino acids.